Salarias fasciatus (jewelled blenny) is the source of this 5811-nucleotide messenger RNA. RefSeq names its product nuclear receptor coactivator 3-like. Gene Ontology annotation, molecular function: nuclear receptor binding; protein dimerization activity. The transcript has 22 exons. Gene Ontology annotation, biological process: cellular response to hormone stimulus; positive regulation of transcription by RNA polymerase II. The record is from RefSeq and is a predicted model, not a curated record. Bases 507 to 5129 code for a protein of 1540 amino acids. Gene Ontology annotation, cellular component: nucleus. Lineage: Eukaryota; Metazoa; Chordata; Actinopteri; Blenniiformes; Blenniidae.
GGAGUUUUUUUUGCUCAAACACUUUGCUUUGACUCUUCGAGUUCUGAACUCUCUGACUUAGUACCUCCUCCUCCCCCCUUCUGCUUUUUUUUUUUUUUCCUUCCUCCCUCCCCUGCUUCUCCAUUGUGGUGGGUUUCAUCAGACAACAGCGCGCGGGGGUUUUGUCUUAACGAAGAGCGGCAGACAGGGAGGCAGGAAGACGGGCUCGCAGCGAGGCAGGCUGCAGGAUAGGCAGGAGGAGACGCAGGUAGGCAGGCAGACAAAGAGAGAGACAGACAGCCGGUCGGGAGGGAAGGACUCCAGGGAGAGAUUAAAAGAGAAAUCUGAAAGAAACUCAAAGACGGAGGGAUUGAGCAAGACGAGCUGCGUGAUUUCAGAACGCCUCAUGAGUAUUCCCCGUUGUUGUCUUGCAGGAAAAUACAUUUAUGUUUCACCUGGUCUCGAACACGUGCAUGAAAGCAGCAGCCUCCGUAUCGAUUCUGCCUCGGUGCUGAUAUGUGUACACCAUGAGCGGACUGGGGGAGAACUCCAUGGAGCCUCUGAGCUCGGAAAACCGGAAGCGCAAGCUUUCCACUUGCGACACGCCUGGUCUGGGGUGUGAGAGGAAGCGACGGGAGCAGGAGAGCAAAUACAUCGAGGAGCUGGCCGAGCUGAUCUCCGCCAACCUCAGCGACAUCGACAGCUUCAAUGUCAAACCAGACAAAUGUGCCAUCCUCAAAGAGACGGUGCGGCAGAUCCGCCAGAUCAAAGAGCAGGGAAAAGCUUCAUCCAACGAUGACGACGUCCAGAAGUCGGACGUGUCCUCGACCGGCCAGGGCGUCAUCGACAAGGAUCACCUGGGGCCGCUCCUGCUGCAGGCUCUGGACGGCUUCCUGUUUGUGGUGAACCGGGAGGGCAGCAUCGUGUUCGUGUCGGACAACGUGACGCAGUACCUGCAGUACAAACAGGAGGAGCUCAUCAACACCAACGUGUACAACAUUCUCCACGAGGACGACAGGGAGGAGUUCCACAAGAACCUGCCCAAGACCAACAUAAAUGGAGUGUCGUGGGGAAGCGAGGCGACCCGACAGAAGAGCCACACCUUCACUUGCCGGAUGCUGGUCAAAUUCGGCCAUGCCCACGGUCCCAUGGAAGAGGGGCCCGGAGGGCCCCGCUACGAGACCAUGCAGUGCUUCGCCCUCACCCAGCCCAAGGCCAUGAUCGAGGAGGGGGAAGACCUCCAGUCAUGUAUGAUCUGCGUGGCUCGUCGGGUCACCGCCAUGGAGCGAACGGAGAGCUUCAACACCCGGCACGAGCUCUCAGGUAAACUGAUCCAGAUCGACCAGAACUCUCUGCGAGCGUCGAUGCGUCCAGGCUGGGAGGACUUGUUGAGGCGCUGCAUUCAGAUGUUCCUGCAGCACAGCGACGGACAGCCGUGGUCGCACAAACGCCACUACCAUGAGGCCUUUCUGCAGGGUCACGCCGAGACGCCCCUGUACCGCUUCUCCCUGUCCGACGGCACUCCUGUCACCGCCCAGACCAAGAGCAAACUGUACCGUCACCCCAUGAGCAACGAGCCGCAGGGUUUCAUCUCCACUCACCUGCUGCAGAGGGAACCCAAUGGUUACCGCUCAGCCUCAGGUGGGAGCAUGAUGCCGAACGCUAUGAGGCAGCAAGGCAUGGGGGGCCCCAACCCCAACGCCCAGAUGAACGUGAGCGCCGGUGGAGGGAUGGGUAUGGGGGGCAUGGGGGGCAUGAACAGAGGCUUCGGCAUGAGCGAGCAAGGCCACAUGGGUCACAUGGGUCCCAUGGGAGGUGGAUCCAUGUAUGGAGGGGGCGGCGGAGGGGGAGGCGGCGGCGGUGGCGGUGCCGGAGGAGGCGGCAUGGGCAACCGCAUGAUGCAGAUGAAUCAAAUGGGCCACAUGAACCAGAUGAAUCAGAUGAACCAGAUGGGCCCCAUGAAUCACCCGGGACCGGGCAUGCAGCCGCACCCCCAGCAGCCCCCGUUCCAGAGCAGCGGCGGGUUCGGGCUCAGUGGCAUGAACAGCCCCUCAGGCAGUCCCAGAAUGGGUGGUCCCCCCCAGCAGGGACUCCUCAUGUCUCCCAGGAACAGAGGGAGCCCCAAGAUGGGCUCCAAUCAGUUCUCACCUGGAGGUCUACACUCUCCGAUGAGCGGCAUCGGCAGUGGUGGAGGAAGCGGCAGCAGCACCACCACCUUCUCCAGCAGCUCCCUGAAUGCACUACAAGCCAUCAGUGAAGGAGUCGGGAGCUCGCUCUCCUCCACCCUGACGUCGCCCUCGCCGGCCCUCAAGCCAGACAGCUCUCCCAGCAUCCACUCCUCUUCCUCCUCUCAGCCCAGCCAGCCGGCCAAGCCGGGCCCGGAUGGCUCUAAAAGUCCAGCGGGAGGUCUAGGCCCGGGCCCCGGCGACCAUCAUCACCCCAUGCACCAUCACCACCAUCAUCAGCAUCCUCAGGCUGAGAGCACCGGAGAUCGACCGGACAGCCAAGCGGCCGCCGCGCCAAAAGAGUCUGGAGAGGGAGGCAACGAGGCGGGGGUGGCGAGCUCGGAGCCUCCGCGGCGGGUUCCGGAUAGCAAGGGGCAUAAGAAAUUACUGCAGUUGCUCACGUCCCCGACUGAAGAGCUGGGAAUCGGUGGCAGCGGGCCGACGGGGCCUCCUGUCCCUCCCCCGCCCAACAGCAGCAGCACUCCGGUGGGCUCCGACAGCAAGGACACGAGUGGGGGCAUGACGAGCCCCUCAUCCACCGGGGUCUCCUCCUCCUCUUCGGCCGGUGCCAGCGCGAGCCAGGCGGCAGGGCCAGGCGGCGUGUCGGCGUCGAUAUCGUCGGCCCACUACACUGGCUCGCUGCAGGAGAAGCACAAGAUCCUCCACAAGCUUCUCCAGAACGGCAAUACUCCAGAUGAAGUAGCAAAGAUCACGGCUGAAGCCACGGGGAAGGUGUCCCUGGGAGGCCAGGAGGGCGGAGAGGUGGGCACAGGGGGAUCGGGGGCCAUUUCGGGCCCUGGCUUGAUCACAGACCCCAAGCAGGAGCAGCACAGCCCCAAAAAGGAGAAGACGCACGCGCUCCUCCAUUACCUCCUGAACAAGGACGAUUCCAAAGAGCCGGUGGACGUUAAGCCCAAACUGGAGGAGCUGGAGGGGAAAGGACCUCCAGGGGCUGCUGGCGGCCCUCCACGGAGCGGCCCCGGGUCCGGGUCGGGUCCUGCAGGCGAGCAUCCGGAGAGCAAGAUCAAAUCAGAACCACCAGACGAUUUGCACAACCUGGAGUCGAUCCUGGGAGAUCUGAGGGGCUCCGGCUCCGACUUCUACCCUGAUCAGGCUGGAGGCGGCGGGCCCAACGACGCCGGGAACAAACCGCAGGGUUGCCUUGAUGACAGCCUGCAGGGGAGUCCAGGAAUGGGUCCAGGACCUCGGGGGCCUUUUCAGAGAACCAUGUCCAUGGAUGGGAAGCCCCCUGGUGGGCCUGGAGGGCCAGGCAGACGCCCCAUGCUCAUCAAGCAGGAGAACAUGAUGGGCAGCCCGGACGGCUACCCAGGAAACAUGGGGCCGAUGAGCAGAGGCAUGGUUCCUCAGAGGUCUCCCAUGGGGGGGUCGGGGGAGUGGGGCAUGCCCCGCUCCAGCACCAGCCCCGUCGGCUCGGCGGGACACCCGUCCAUGAUGCGUCCGGGCAUGGACUACAACAGCAGCGGCGGCAGCAAGGGAAUGAUGUCGGGACCCAUGGUCAGCCGCUCCAACAGCGUGCCGGGCAGCAGGUCCAUGCUGCAGCAGCAGCUCAUGGAUAUGGGGGGCUCUGCCGACAUGGGGAUGGGUCUGAGUCCGUUCAGCCAGCAGGGCCAGCCCAACCAGUCCCCCUCCUGGCCGGACUCCAUGAUGGGCAUGGAGGGCAACAGACGCCAGUUUGGCAACACCCUGGACGACCUCCUGGUUCCUCCCACCACCAGUGAGGGUCAGAGCGACGAGCGUGCGCUUCUGGAUCAGCUGGACUCGCUGCUGAAUAACACCGACGGCAUCGCUUUGGAGGAGAUAGACCGAGCUCUGGGGAUCCCAGACCUUGUUAGCCAGACGCAGGGAGCGGAGCAGCAGCUCGAGCCGUUUCCAGGCCAGGACCCGUCCAUGGUGCUGGACCAGAAGCCCCUCUACGGACAGGGCUACCCCGGACCCCCCGCCAUGCCCAUGCAGUCCGGCUAUGGAGGGAACCCCAUGCAGGGACAGGCCCAGCAGGGGGGCUUCGGCCCUAUGCUCUCCCAGAUGGGUCAAGGCGGCGGCUUCCCGGGCAUGGGGGGCAUGGGGGGCAUGGGGCACCCUCGUGCAAACAUGAUGAGGCCCAGGAUGAUGAGUGCCAACAAGCCCAUGAGACUCCAGCUGCAGCAGAGGCUUCAGGGGCAGCAGUUCAUGAAUCAGACACGGCAGGGCAUGGCCAUGAAGAUGGAGAACCCGGGAGGAAACCCUGGCAUGAGGCCCGGCAUGCAGCCCGGCAUGGGAGGACAGCCGGGCUUCCUGAACGCUCAGAUGAUGGCUCAGCGCAGCAGGGAGAUGGUCACCAUGCAAAUGAGGCGGCAGCGGAUGAUGAUGCUGAUGCAGCAGCAGCAGCAGCAGGCGGCCGCCGCCGCAGCCGCCGCCGCCGGGGGGUUCAGCCCCCCUCCCAACGUCACGGCCCCCGGCGGCAUGGACAACCCCAUGGGAGGGCCAAACAUGGGUCAGCCGGGCCCCCAGCAGUUCGGCUAUGGCGGGAAUUACGGGAUGGGCCAGCAGGGGGACCCUUCUUUCGGACCGUCGGGCGGCAGCCCUCCUAACAUGAUGCCGGGCCGCCUGGGGCCUCAAAACCCCAUGAUGCAGCAGCACCCACAGGGUGGCCCCAUGUACCAGGGCGCCGACAUGAAAGGCUGGUCGCAGGGAGGCAUGGGACGAAACAGUUCGUACUCUCAGCAGCAGUUCGGGCAGCAGGGACCUCCGGGGCAGCAGCAGUUCGGCCAGCAGGGCAACCCGGGGCAGUACGGAGGCAUGAUGAUGAACGGAGGCAUGCCGGCCAGCGGGGGAGGCGGCCACAUGGGGCAGAUGGGGGGACAGAUGGGCAUGAACCCCAUGGUGAUGGGCCGCAUGCCUAUGGGACCUGAUCAGAAGUACUGCUGAACGUCGGGACAGAAGUGUUUUGUCUCACUGUGAUCAGAGAUGGGAGACGACUGCAGCACGGGAGAGAGUGUGUGUGUGUGUCUGCGUGCGUGCGCAUGUGAGUGUGUGCAGUGCUGCGCUCCCACCAGACGAGGGAGUGAACUCUCCUUUGGACUCCCGGCCAGUUGAAGGCGAUCCUGAGGAAAAAAAAAACAAGUCAGUGGACCCAGUGUGACUGAAGCUGUUUGGACAGACUCCCCUGUGGUUCCUCCUCUAGACUGUAGAUUAAUAUUCCUCUUUACGAGCGGUCUGCGCUCCUCGCGCCGCUCGCAGGACCAAACAGUGAAGGUGGACAGACGUUGCUGAGACUUCCUCUCCUUUGUCGAAUGUACAAUGAAGCUGUAAUCAGAUUUUUUUUUUGUUUUUUUUAAAGAAAUCGGGACUCCUCUCUUGUUUCUAAACUUUGUGGGAUUUCGAUCCGCCGUCUUUCUGCUGCUCCCGGAGGAGGAUUUCUGUAAGCGCGAUCCUCGGUGACGAGCCAUCAGAUUGUGACACCACUCACAUGAAUGUCAUUAAGCAGUAGCACAUUUUAUUUCCUUUUCUUUCUUUCUCUCAUUUUUUCUGUCCUCCAGGACGCCACCGGGCUAAAAGUACGACUGAAUUACUCGUUGGCUGAUUGCACUUUAAGGAAAAGCCAACAUCA